AUGUCGCACCUCAAAGAGCGCGUCACGUCGCAAACAAAUGGAAUGUCUUAUUUCAUGUGGCCGAAUAACAAUCCCGGUUCGGCCUUUUGGGCUGCGCCGUAUCGGGUGGAAUUAAGGCCGUCUGCGCUGGGGGAAGGGGUGGAGCUAACGCUGGGCGAGCUGCGCGCGAUGGCGUUAAGGCAGCAGCAGCAGAUCGACACCCAACACCAGCUGCUCUGUGCUAAGGAGCAGCGGCUGCGGUACCUCAAGCAGCAAGAGGCCCGCCAGCACCAGGUGGCUGUGGAGGGGGAAAGGCUCAGAAGGUUACGCGAGCGUGUAGAGGCCCAGGAGCAGAAGUUACGCAGGCUACGGGCCUUAAGGGGCCAGCUGGAUCGAAACAAGCAAGCGAAUAUCGCACUUAACAGCGACCUAGAGUCGAUACGCGCCUUAUUCAAUGAGAAGGAGAAGGAGUUGUCGGUGGCAGUGGCGAAAGUGGAAGAGUUAACGCGGCAGCUGGAGGAGUUGCGGAGGGGGAGGGUGCAGCCGGCACCGCCCUCUGCCCAAGAGCUGGACAAACUGAGACGCGAGCUUAUGUAUCGCAAUAAGCUGAACGAGCAACAGAACGGCAGGCUGUCGGCACAAAGGGCCGCGCUAGGCGCCCGGCAGGAGGAGAUGCGGAGCAUUGACAGGCGAGUCUCCGAGCUGCAGGCGCGACUCCUCAGGAAACGAGCCCUGAACAGGCAGUUGGCGGCCGCGCACCGACAGCCCCAACAGCAGAGAACGAACAACCCGACGCCAAUGCAGCAACUGCCGAACUACCCAGCCGGGGGCACCGCAAUGAACAGUCAACCAAAGAAUCAACAGGCGCGGGGCAACGUAGCCGCCGUCGAGCCUUACAACCACGUACCACAUGCCCCAAGCCUUAGCCAUAACACUAAUUUCCAGGCAUUGAAGCAAAAUGCAAUACAAAAUAAUGUGCCAUUAAAGCAACUCACGCAGAGCGACAACAUUCAAAGUCAUCUAACUCAGCAGGAAGCUCACUACCUACACCAAAAACAAAUGAUGAAUCCUCUAUUCAACGGCAACUUUCCCCACGUAACAGUUGGACAGGACAACCAGUAUCAGGCACAGGUUCAAUUUCAAAACAAACACGAAAUCAACAACUUCAGCCACGUCCAACAGGGCAUCACAAACGCGUACGAUCAGAAAACUAUGUUCGAUCACCUUAACAAAUAUCCAGACUACCCGAAACUGCCGCAGUACAGCCCAAACAGCACGAGCAGUUCAAACAGUAACCAAACCGGAAAGGAGAUCAAGAUCAACGAGCAAGAGUUCCCACCGGAGUUCGCUGCGAGCAAAUCCGAUCCAAAAUAUCAAACUUUGCCAUACAACACUAAAUUUCCGCAGAGCGGCAACGCUAAAUUAAAACAACCGGAAAUUAACGGCAAAGCCAUAGACAUGCAGGACGCUAAAAAUCAACAGAACGCCAAUAUUAAUCAUAUGACGGUACACUCAACGCCACUGUCGGUUAUCAACAAAAGUCUCGCUACGCCUUUAAGUCAAACCGAAGCGACAUAUCAGCAAGAGCAUACAUAUCAACUUCAAAAAUCCGACUCUUCUAGCUGGUGUAACCAAGAAGGGAAGGAAAAUCAUGCAUAUCCGCAAAAUUCUAGGUUAAGUCAGAGUAAUAGUCAAAGCAGCGAAGCAUCUAAAGGAAAGAGUCAACAGGGUAACAUCAUAAAAGGCAGCUCUCCAAGUUCGAUAUCUAGUACGACCGCCAGCAAUUCUAUAGGAUUCGGGAUCGUUAGGAACACGGCAUCAGGGCUCUCCAAUAGCACGGGGAGUUCCAACUACAAUGGGCAGAACGCGUCGUCACAAAGCAUCCUGCUGUCACCGCCACAAAGUGCCAGCACGCCUUUAUCGACUCCCGAUGUAAGCGGCACGGACAAAUCUCCCAAACCAGCAUUACCUCCUAAGCCAACAAUCAAAACUCCGCCAAGACAAUCUGCGAGCAACGAUCUGGUACCGGAGAGCGGUGUAAACGCACCACACGGCCAAGAUCUGUCCAACGAGGAGCAGCAGAGCCAGAAGGAGCCGAGCAAUGGAAGCGGCGAGAUGAUAAUCAAAGCACGCCCGCUGACCAUAAGGAAGCCGCCGCUUAGCGAGCAGCCCAAGCUGAGGAACCUCAACAGCACGAAGAACGGCAUCAGCGUCAGCAUAAACCGGCGCAUAGAAAUGCCGCCGGCGUUCCUUUUCCCCGAGAUGGACCACCUAACGCUGGAUGCCAACGAAAUGCAGAACGGCCCGAAGGACAAGACGAGGCAGAAGGACGAGGUCGACAGGUCCCUGAACAACAACGCGCCGUUAACCGCCAACGAGCGACAGGAUGAAGGCAAAGAUAACGGUGUUUCGGACAUAGCCGACCAGAUGGGCACGGUCGAUUUGAACGGUCAGGAUUCUCAGAGAGCUGAGAAUGUGCUGAGGCGCUCAAAGAAGGGAAACCUGAAGCAGGGAGGCAAGGCGCCGCUCGCAAGGCGAGUGAGCUUCGACCCCCUUGCUCUCCUGUUGGACGCCAGUUUAGAGGGAGAGUUGGAGCUCGUGAAGAAAACAGCGACCCAGGUGCAAAAUGCAAGCGCCGCAAACGACGAAGGAAUCACAGCUCUACACAACGCAAUCUGCGCGGGCCAUUUCGAAAUAGUCAAAUUCUUAGUGGAGCUGGGUUGUGACGUGAACGCGCAAGACUCAGACGGCUGGACGCCUCUGCACUGCGCCGCCUCCUGCAACAACCUGCCAAUGGUUCGCUUCCUCGUCGACAAUGGCGCUUGCAUAUUUGCAACAACUCUGUCAGAUCACGAAACAGCGGCCGAAAAAUGUGAGGAGGACGAAGAAGGUUUCGACGGAUGUUCGGAAUAUCUAUACAGCGUCCAAGAGAAGCUGGGCAUAAUGAACAACGGGCUGGUGUACGCGGUGUUCUCGUACUCGGCGGCGCGGGGAGACGAGCUUUCGUUCGAGACGGGCGCUCGGCUGCAGGUGCUGCGCAAGGGCGACGACAACGAGCGCGAGUGGUGGUGGUGCCGCGACGACGCCGCGCGCGAGGGCUACGUGCCGCGCAACCUGCUCGGGUUAUAUCCAAGGGUAACUGCACAGCAGGAA
Messenger RNA from Iphiclides podalirius (scarce swallowtail), 3132 nucleotides. The record is from the annotation of a GenBank genome assembly. NCBI's taxonomy places the organism in Eukaryota, Metazoa, Arthropoda, Insecta, Lepidoptera, Papilionidae.